AUCUAUACUCAAUGAUUUUUUCCCCCACUGAGUUUUGAGGCAAGUUCUAUUCUAGAGAGGUUGAUAAUUUUACUGUCUCAUUUACUGCCCUUCAGAAUGAGCUCUGCAUGGGCCCCCUGGGUGACAGCUCUGCUAGUGAAUCUGAUCAGGCUAAAUUUCUCCAUGACUCAAGACAGAGACUCUCCAGAAGAUUUUGUGAUUCAGGCAAAGGCUGACUGUUAUUUCACCAAUGGGACAGAGAAGGUGAAGUUUGUGGUCAGAUUCAUCUUCAACCUGGAGGAAUACGCACGUUUUGACAGUGAUCUCGGAGUGUUUGUGGCAUUGACAGAGCUGGGGCAGCCUGAUGCUGAGCAGUGGAACAAUCGGCCUGAUAUACUGGAGAGGAGCAGAGCAUCUGUGGAUAUGCUCUGUAGACACAACUACAAUUUGGGGGCCCCCUUCACUGUGGGGAGAAAAGUGCAACCAGAGGUGACAGUGUACCCAGAGAAGACCCCAUUCCUGCAUCAGCACAACCUGCUGCUCUGCUCCGUGACAGGCUUCUAUCCAGGGGACAUAAAGAUCAGGUGGUUCUGGAAUGGACAGGAGGAGAGAGCUGGCGUUAUGUCCACUGGUCUUAUUAGGAACGGAGACUGGACCUUUCAGACCACGGUGAUGCUGGAAGUGACUCCUUCACCUGGAGAUGUUUAUAGCUGCCUUGUUGAGCACCCCAGUCUGCCCAGCCCUGUUUCUGUAGAGUGGAGAGCUCAACAUGAAUAUUCUUGGAAAAAGAUACUCAGUGGAGUUGGAGCCUUCCUACUUGGGCUAACUGUCCUUCUGGUGGGGAUCAUCAUCCACCUCAGGGCUCGCAAAGGAUCUGUGGAGACUCAGUCUGGUGAUAAGAUCUCAAGAGCUAUUCUACAGAAGCCAUACUCAGAUCCUAAUCAAAGCUUCUCUCCUGAAACCUGAAGUAGUGCUGUGGCUUAGGAAAGGACAUUGGAGAGGUCUGGGAAUGAUUUUGUUCCAUGAUCCUUGGAAUCCUGAAUGGAUUUUGGAGUUUUGUGCUGUGAGAUCAUGCAUCCCCCAACUCUGUCCUUCCUCUCAUUGUGUGCUUUAUUAGUUCCCAUUCCAAACACAUGGUUCAGAAAUUUCCAGAAGACCUAACUCUUUCCAGUCCCAAACUAUGCUUUUCUAUAGCCCAGCCCUAACCCCCACAAUUCCUAAAUCUAUCUUUCAACUGCAGUCUCCACUGUCUUCAGAAGACAGAUGCUCAGUCGCUGUUUCCAUUUACUAUUUUUUUUAAAAAACAAUUAUUGCAAAAUAAAACAGAAAUACAGAUAACCACACAAAAUAUAUGAUUUAAUGGAUUAAGGCAGAACCCCUAUAGUCACCAUUCAGGUCAAGAAACAGCACUUUUCCAGCCACUACAAAAGUUUUCAUGUGCCUCAGGACAAUCAAGUCCCUUUCUUCCCAUUUAUGAUGCCCUCUUUCUUGUAGUUAUUUAUAGCCUAUUCACCCAACUGUGAUUCUUGCACACCACACUUAGUUAUCUUUUAUGCCUAGACCUCAGGUUUCUCCUCCAUCCCAUUCUUUUCAUUAUGAUUAAUUCAUGGAAAAGCUCCAGUUAUUUGACCUGAAGUGUUUCCCACACUCUGGAUUUGGUGCAGUUUAACAUGCCCCUUUGCCCUCUGUAAUUUUUUACCAGUUAGCAUCUGGUGCAGAGGUGGAAUUAGACUCUGGUUUGAUCAUUUUGGAAAGCCUGUUGGUGGCUGUGUAAUCUUUUACCAAAAGACAUGUAAUUCUACUUGCAUAAGAAGAGUUUUAUGAUGUUAGCAACCAUUGAUACUAAUUGCCUAGUUCUGUUAAUAUAUUUGGGAUUGCAACAUGGUGAUUUUUCUAGUUUUGUAAUCCCUUCUUUGUUUAUUUACUGUAUAUUAUUUGUUAUUUUCACUGCAUUAUUUGCAUUGUGGGUGCAAAAUCUAUAGUGGGUAAUACUGUUGGUGCCUUAGCUCAAUUGAAGGACUGAUACCAAGCUCUAUAGGUAAGUCUUGUAUUCUUCACUGCCAUGCACUUUCAAACAACAAAUGCCAGUUUUGCUUAAGAAUGGUCUUGAUGAAGCAAUAAAAAUCAUUCAUUUUGCUAAAUCUUAAA
Molecule: messenger RNA, 2127 nt
Organism: Marmota monax (woodchuck)
Lineage: Eukaryota; Metazoa; Chordata; Mammalia; Rodentia; Sciuridae
Product: HLA class II histocompatibility antigen, DO beta chain
Exons: 6
Coding region: 97-945 (282 amino acids)
Biological process (GO): peptide antigen assembly with MHC class II protein complex; immunoglobulin production involved in immunoglobulin-mediated immune response; immune response
Cellular component (GO): MHC class II protein complex; membrane
Molecular function (GO): MHC class II protein complex binding
Source: RefSeq, a predicted model, not a curated record